CCGAUAUACGGUGGAGUGUCUUAGCAAGCAGAGUGUUCUCUGUAUGACUACCAGAGCACUCGAAUUUUACUCUGGCAUAGGUGGCCUCCAUCGCGCUCUAUCGAAAAGUGAUAUCGAUGGCAUAAUCGUGCGUGCGUUCGACUGGGACCAGUGUGCCUGUCGUGUCUACGCAGCCAAUUACGGAGGCAAAAUUGUGCGACAGGUGGACAUCUCGACUCUGUCUGCAACAGAGCUGACUUCAUAUGGCGCGGAUCUGUGGAUGAUGUCUCCAUCAUGUCAACCGUACACUGUACUCAACCCGCUUGCAAAGGAUGCCGCAGAUCCCCGCGCGAAGUCUUUCAUUCGCCUAAUGGAAAACGUUCUCCCAGAGAUGGCCAAGACACGGAGUCAACCGAAAUACUUGCUCAUAGAGAACGUAGCCGGAUUUGAGAGUUCUAGCACAAGGCAACGGCUGCUGGCCACGCUCGAUUCCCUCGACUAUUCCGUGCUCGAGCUGCUUUUGACACCGCUACAAUUCGGAAUUCCAAACUCUCGCUUGCGAUACUACCUUCUCGCCAAACUCAACCCCGCAUCUUUCGCAAAUGUGCAUGGACCAAAUACGUCAGAAAUCUGGCGUCAUAUACCUGGCCACGGGCAGGAUUGGAUUGACCCGAGGUUCACUUCGGAUCAGCCAAAAACAGACAGCACUGGAGUCAAAGAAAUCCGGCAGUAUUUAGAUCCUCAUAGCACGGAGGGUGAUAUCCAUCCUAACGCAGUCCCGGAUCACGUCUUAGCGAAAUGGGGACGGCUAUUCGACAUUAUUCUGCCGUUCUCCAGACGCAGCUGUUGCUUCACUCGGGGAUAUGCGAAGAUGGCCGAACGCUCGGGGUCAGUGCUUCAGAUGAACGAAGAGCUUGAUACAACGAGCGUCUUUAACCGCUUCCUCGUGGCACAGGGUCGCGGUGAAAAAGAUGCCGUGCGCAUGCUAGACCCCCUACGGCUGCGCUACUUCUCACCCAGCGAGCUGCUGCGGAUUUUCUGCUUUGAGCCCUCUACCGAUGAGCAGGCAAAGCAAACGUUCUCCUGGCCCAACAACUUGUCGAUGAAGACGAAAAACCGACUAAUUGAUCUUGACGUACACUCGCGCUCUUAUGUGCCGUAUACCUUGUCUCUUAUUACUAAUGAAUUGACGAAGUUGCAAUGAGGC
Molecule: messenger RNA, 1186 nt
Organism: Laetiporus sulphureus 93-53
Lineage: Eukaryota; Fungi; Basidiomycota; Agaricomycetes; Polyporales; Laetiporaceae
Product: S-adenosyl-L-methionine-dependent methyltransferase
Exons: 7
Coding region: 44-1183 (379 amino acids)
Molecular function (GO): methyltransferase activity
Source: RefSeq, a predicted model, not a curated record